AUGAGUGCUUCACAUUUCAAUGCCCAAUAUGCUGGCAACGACUACUUUGCCACACAACAUGGCGGUGCACCUCGCCAUAUGUCUCAUCAGUCUAUGGGACAGCCAAGAUACAAUCAUGGAGGUAUAGGUUCGCAAAACCAGGGUAACCAUCACAAUCGCAGACUUGUACAGUGGGUAAUCAAGAGAUCGAACAAGGAAGAGUCUUGGAUGGAUAUCGAUGCUGUACAAUGGUCGUACUCUACACAAACCCUCCAGGAGGAAUUGGACCGAUUAAGGCGAAAAGACAUCACUGUCCAGCGCAGCUUCGAGAAAAUGAGCACGAAAGCUAAAUCACGUGUGGAUCAUCUUAUUAGAGAACAGAACGAACAGCUCUGGAAGGUGGACCCCUCAUUGAACUGGACAAUCGCGGGACUCGAGCUCCACUGGAACAUGGACGAGAAGGUGACUUUGAUGGGUCAUCGCCGCAACAUCCUAAAGCGCAUCGACAUAUUCUUGGAGACUGAGAUUCGGCCACAAUAUCAGAAUCUUCUCUCGCAAAUGGGUGCAAACAUGAACAAUUAUGAUCGACCCAACAAUGUACGCACAGGAAAUAGCAAUAAUAUGCCCUCAACACAGCAGCCUCGUGUGCAGCCGUUCAACAACAGCCACAACAACAGCCAUCAUCAACCGUAUCACGGACCCUCCAUGAGGCCAGAAAUGGAUGACUUCGAGUUCGACGAAGACUUUAUACAGCAACCUUUCCGAAACAAUCAGAGACCAGGUGGUGAAAUGGGCAUGAACCAGCACAUGAACCAACCGCCGAUGCGUGGACAAGGCCAAUCUGGUAACUCUCAGCCGAAUAGAAAUCAGUUUGAUUCCAGAGAUGCGCGUCCCCCUCCCCCUCCUCCCCCUGUGCCCAUCCCACAGAAAGCACCCCAGCCCAUGCCUAAAGUGGAACAAUUCCCUUCGCAAAUGCCACCACCUCCAUCCCAAGGCCAGCCACGACCGCAGCCAGUGCCUCAACAGGGACAGGGGAAUCGUCCUCCAACUCAAAAUUUCCCAAAUCCCAAUGAGAAACUCGUACCAGUACCGGUUCAAGGAUCUCAAAGACCCCAAGGACCUCAAGGGAUCAAUGGACCUCAAGGAUUUAAUGGGCCUCAAGGAUUUAAUGGGCCUCAAGGAUUUAAUGGGCCCCAAGGAUUCAAUGGACCUCAACCGUUCAAUGGACCCCAAGGGUCACUAGGACAUCAAGGAACCCAAGGUGCGUUUGGACCUGAUCAAAUGCGUCGCCCUCUCACGGAGCCAAUUCAUCCCGAGAUCCUGAAGCAUCAAAAAGCCAAGCCAAAGCGGGACCAUAGGGGAAUUCCUUCGGACGACGACUUGGACGACAUGUAUGAAGAUUGCGGGUCAGCAAGUGGCCUAGAUGACGAGUCAAUAUCUGAUGGAGUUCUCAUCACUCGAGGUCGAUCUCGCAGCUUGCGACGAAGGAAGAGCAAUGCUAGAGAUCCUUUAUAUUCGCACCCGCUCAAGAAUAUGUCUCCGCAUAUUUCCCAAAACAGUAUACCCGUGCUGCCAAUGAAUCAAUUUGGUGUUCAAGAAGGCAAAGACAAGCCAAUUCAUCCUUCAGCGCAGAACAUCUACAUACAAAUUCCGUCACUGAAGGCGGAGCGAAGUCGGUCCCGCGAUCGUGUUCGCUCCCCAAGUACAUCAAGCAAAUUCUCCCACAGAAGUAAACGCCACGAGCACGAAAAACAAUAUCAUCGGUCGAGUCGAUCAUCUGUCAAUUCGCCGAGAAACUCGUAUAAAAGUUUUGACGGCCUUCACUCUGCUUCUACCUCUCAUGGAUCAUCUUCAGGGGGCAGUGUACUCUACAGCAGCGACGAUGAUUCAGCAAGAUCUUCGAUGAACAGUGCGACGUUUUCGGAGCCUCAACCUUCCCAUCGGUCACGAGAGCAGCGAUACUCACGCUCCGAUAUGGACAGCCAUCGCCGCCGGUCAUCCCACCACGAAUCUCAACGAGCUUCAUCCGAACAUGUUCAUCACGAACAUCCAUCGCGCCAUCUCCACGCACGCCAAUCACCAAACGACCAUCCUCACAAACAAGUAAAGCCGAUAAUUCACAACCCCGUCAUGUCACCGCAGCCUGCACCUCACUUUGUCAACCAGCAUGCUCCCAUGACGUCGCCUUCCAUCCGGCCUCAAAGCGCGAUGCGCCGCUACAGCACCCACUCUGCGAGGCCUAACCAAGUUCCUAUUCAACUCCAACGUGCACAUACAUUUUCUCCAUCGCAUUCUGACCUCCCAUACGUGAAUGCUCCAGGCUUGGCUCAAGGCGACGCCUUGGAUCUACACGAGGUUGCUGAAGCAGUCGAUUUGAUUCAAACGAAGAAUGCUAUUGAGAAGCUGCGACAAGCCAAGCAGAUGCCGAACCUGCAACGUGCGAACACCAUGGGAGCAAGCAGACCUUACACGGUAGAAGAGGAUGAGUGGGCAGAAGAUCCACAUUUUGUCCCGAGGCAGGGAGUUCCGAUGAUGCCUGUGAACCAUAUCCCCGCUUGGUAG
Messenger RNA from Aaosphaeria arxii CBS 175.79, 2541 nucleotides. RefSeq lists its product as uncharacterized. The transcript has a single exon. NCBI's taxonomy places the organism in Eukaryota, Fungi, Ascomycota, Dothideomycetes, Pleosporales. The coding region runs from base 1 to 2541 and encodes 846 amino acids. The record is from RefSeq and is a predicted model, not a curated record.